This is a messenger RNA of Besnoitia besnoiti, 4359 nucleotides long. Its product is annotated as putative cell-cycle-associated protein kinase CDK. Gene Ontology annotation, cellular component: nucleus. Bases 1 to 4359 code for a protein of 1452 amino acids. The record is from RefSeq and is a predicted model, not a curated record. Lineage: Eukaryota; Apicomplexa; Conoidasida; Eucoccidiorida; Sarcocystidae. Gene Ontology annotation, molecular function: ATP binding; cyclin-dependent protein serine/threonine kinase activity. The transcript is spliced from 11 exons. Gene Ontology annotation, biological process: regulation of mitotic cell cycle; protein phosphorylation.
AUGGACAGCCAGAUGCAUCAGAAGCUGGACGAGCUUCGAAGCAAGUUGAACCGACAGCGUGCGCAGGCGCCUUUGGUUCCCCCAGCCCUUUCUUCGCUCAAGACGUCGUCGACUUCGACGCGUUUGGGUCCCUCAGAAGCCCCUGCUCUUCACAGGCUGGAGAAGAAGGCACGCGGGCAGCAAGCGAUCGCGACACCGCCUCCCACGGACGAAGGGCGGCUGGGAGAAGGGCAGAAGAAGGUAGCCGAGGACCGUCAAGCCGCGGGCUUGGAACGCGAGCCCGCGGGAGCUUCUCCUCUUGACGAAGGGAGGCCGGCCACGUUGUCGCAUGCAACCUCAGGUGCCGCAGGCCUGGCGGCGAGCUCUCCCAACCGGCCUUCUGCGUCGUCAUCAUCACCCGCCGCCUCUGGCCCCCAUGCUCCCGCGCCUUUGUCUCGGCAUUCGCCGCCUUCGCCCCCGUCGAGCGCAUCUGCGUCGGAGAUCGCGUCCUCCGCUUCCCCGGGGCGCUUCGCGGCGCCUUUGCCGCCCUCCAAGGCUUCUGCGCGGCGGAUUGUGCUUCUCGAAGGCCGGAAGAAGAGUACGGCGGCUCUCUUGACCGAGGGGCUCCCCCUGCGCCCUGGAGUCGCCUCAGUUUCUUCUUCCUCGCAGCAGCUGCCUGCUUGCAACCAGCGACCGGCUGACCCCUCUCCCUCUUCUGCUGCCGCUUCGGCAAGUCGAGAGAAAGCUGCCGGCGAAGACGGCCGAGGCUCUGUGUCGCGGGCCCUCGUGGAGGAGCUGCAGCAGUGGCACAGCCGGCUGAGUGAAAACGUUGAAAAACAGCUCGAGGAACUGCACAUGCGCGCCCGGACGCACUACCUGCCCUCCCACGCCUCCACAGACGCUGUGGGCACGGCUAGCACACCGAGAGACUCGGACUGCGCAACGCGCGGCUGCAGCGACGACUGCGGCGGGGCGACCGCAGGAGAGCGGCGAGCGGAGGAAGAGGACGGCCUGCGAGGCGACGGCGCAGAGAAGCGCGAAGUGAGCGGCAGGCGCGCGGGCGACUUGACCGGCAUGGCGGUCGCUGCUGACGAGUGCAGAGCGGCCAGCGCGGCGUCGACCUCGUCGCCUGUCUCUCCGCGGCUCUCGCCCACGCCGGAGUCCUCUCGGGAAGACGGAGUUGAGCGGUCGCGGGCUCCGCGCGGCGCAGAGGGCGAGCCCGGCGACGCAAGCAAGAGCCCCGGGUCGACUCAUUUCCAUCGGUACCGCGGCCUAAAAAAUCCGCAUUUGCGCGAAAUGAAGCCCAGUCCCUUCUCCACAGAAGACGCCGCGGGCGCUACAGCCGGCGCUGCAUCCGGCGGCUGCCCGCCCGCGGCGGGCAGCCGCCAGAGCCCGCAGAGCCGCGACAACGAGCGAGCGUCGCAGGGGAGCCGCGGCUACUACUCUCGCCAUUCCGAAGAGGGCGUUUCCUCCUCGCGUUUUGGCGCGACAGAUGAUGGGCUCUCGCUCAAGAGAGAGCGCCUCGAAGACCGCGACGAGGACGAUGAGCGCGUCAGCCGCGCACCCGACAGAAGGCGAGAGCGAAGCCGCAGCCGCGAGUGUCACGGGAGGCGGCACCAGGAAUUGACACACGCGCGAGACGCCCGUCGGGGUUCCUCCCCAGACACCAAGAGAGAGACGCCUGGCCACGUGCGCCGGUCGGCGGAAGACGACGCGGGGGGGCGCGACUGCGUGAGGCGCGAGGAGGAGGCGCGCGCGCGGCGGCCCCCGCGCGGCCGCGAGCGGAGCGAGGGCGAGAGAGAGAAGGACGCGAGUUCCCAAGCGGUCUCCGCGUCCUCCUCGGGGCGGCGCCGGAGCGAAGAACGCGACAGAGAUAUUUCGAGCUCUCGAGGUAUCGCCGGCGCGCGGCAUGAAAAGCGCCCGCGCCGAGGCGAGGACUUUAGAGAGCGGAGAGACCGGGGGAGGGUAGGCGAGACGGCCCCAGGGGACAGGGCGCAGAGUGAAGGCUCUAGCGAUGACCGGGAGGAGAGAAGACGCAGAGCGGGCGCGUGCAGCGGAGGCAGCGGCGCGGCAGACCGCGGUGUCGCCAGGCACGACGGCGGCCGCAGACACACCCCCCGCAGCAGCGAAGAGCGACGGAGCGUCAGUCGAUCCGCGAGCCCCAUCACGCGCGAGAACAGCGUGGAGCCCGACGCGGGCAACGACAGGCGCGACAGAGGCGGAGACAUGCGGAAUGGACGACGAGGCCCCCAGAGAGACGCCCACAGAGACGGCGCGAGAGAGGGCCUCUCGCCGCCGUCUCGCAACGGGUCGGCUCCGCGGCGCGGAGACACCUCCAGAGACCGCGACCGCGACCGCGACCGCGAUCGAGAGAGACCCGACGCACGGGAAAGCUGCGGCGAGCGACGAGAGGAGGACCGGCAGAGAGACGAAGGGCGGCAUCCGCUGCGGGCGCGAGCGACCAGCGGAGACAGCGUGGACCGCGAGCGACCGAGUGAAGGCGCGACGAACGCGGUGAGAGGCAGAAAGCCCGGGGAAGCGGAAGACGAGAAGGAGGAAGGCGAAAUCGACGAAUGCGAAGAAGAAGCGAGCGCGAAGCCGCCCAGGAACGAGAAAGAAGAGGAGCCGACGACGGAGAGCAGAGAGAGAGAGAGCUCCGCUGCGCCGGAGGCGAAGAAGAGUGCGGAGGAAGAAGACAACGAAGAGGAGGAGGAAGAACGCGAGGAACGGGAGGAACUGUUCACGCCCGAGCCGGGUGAGAACGAGAUGCUGCUCACGCCAGACGACGAGGAGGACGCGUCAACGGCGGGGCGGCUGAAGCCAGGUGAAGAAGGAGAGAGCGCGAAAAAAAAGAGGCGCGAGGGGCAGCAAGCGUCGCGGACGGACGGCGGCGAGAGCGGGCCUGAAGUCUCGAUGCGCCGCGGAGCCGGCGCCCGCAGCAGGGGCGCCUGGAUGGGCGACGGCGAAGGGCGCGGCGGAGACGAGGAGGAUAAGACAGAGGAAGACGGAAGGGGGGACGCCGAGGAGAAGCGGCUUUUUGGGCCACCUGGGAAGCACGAGGGCGCCGCGCAGGGCGAAGGGAGAGAAGACGACGAGGGCGUCAGCCCCCCGGUCGACGAAGAUGUCGACCCGGAGGAACGCGAAGAAGAAGAGGAGCUGCAGAAGCAGCUGCAGCUCGCUGGCGCCAGUUGCGUCUGCAAGCGCAGCAGCAGCUUGAUGUACGGAUGCCGUCGCGUGGAGAUCUUCAAAAAGCUCAACAAAAUCAGCGAGGGUACCUACGGUGCGGUCUUCCGCGCCAUGAACCGAGCCACCGGCGAGAUUGUGGCGCUGAAGCAGAUCAAGUACCACAACCGCCUGUGGAGCGAGGGCUUCCCCGUAACCAGCUUACGCGAAAUUUCCAUCAUGCUCGAGCUGCAGCAUCCCAACGUCUUGGAUGUGCAGGAAGUCGUCGUGGGCACGGGCCAGCAUCAGGUCUUCAUGGUCAUGGAGUACAUUGAGCACGAGUUGAAGACGCUGCUCGAUGAGAAACCCGAGUUCUCUACGGCAGAGAGGAAAUGCCUCCUGUACCAGCUUCUGGAGGCGCUGGCGUACAUGCACGCGAACUUCGUCUUCCAUCGCGACUUGAAGCCCAGCAAUUUGCUCUACUCGAAUCGCGGAGUAUUGAAGGUCGCGGACUUUGGGAUGGCGAGAAAAUUCGGUUUUCCGCUGCACAACCGCGUCUUCACGAAGAACGUCGUCACGCUGUGGUAUCGCCCGCCAGAGAUCCUUCUGGGGGAGGGAACGUACGACGCGGCCUGUGACGUCUGGGCAGUCGGUGCAAUCUUCGGCGAAAUGCUUCGCAAGAAGCCUCUCUUCGCAGGCCAUGGCGAACUGGAUACCCUCAACUCGAUCUUCAAACUCUGCGGGACCCCGACGGAGGCCUCGUGGCCAGAGUUCUUCUCGCUGCCGCACAUCAAAAAUAAGAAAUUCUUCAACGCGCCGCCGCAGUACCAGUCUUCGUGGAGGGAAGCUUUUCCUCCGCCCUCCAAGCACCUCGCGAUGGGUAGCAGCGGCGUGCUGACAGAUCUAGGCCUCGAUUUGCUGCAGAAGCUCCUCGAGCUGAAUCCGGCGAAGCGAAUCACGGCGGCCGAGGCGCUUCAACACGAAUAUUUCCAGGAAAAGCCUAGGCCGCAGCUCAAGGAGCUCAUGCCGACGUUUCCGGACACCAACAACCAAGCACGCCGGAAGAAGCGACGCCUGGGCAGCGGCAACGCGUUCGAUGAGCAGAAACAUCAAGACUCCUUCCGCUUCGGCGCCAGGGUGGACGCGGAGAAAUUUCUUUCCGCACUCGCGGAUCAGUCUAAGGAGAAGAAGGAGAAGAAAUUAGGGAAAGGCAGGUGA